CUCUCCAUCACUCCGAACCUGCCGCAACCUAACCAGAAAAAGAAAAGAAAAAAAAAAACUCAAAAAACUCUCUUUUUUUUCUCUACCCAAAAACAAAAAUCUAUCCAUAUCAAACCCAUAACAAAAUAAAAACAGAAUUUUGCGAGCUACCCGUUUCAUCUCAAACCUUAUAUUCACCAAUUCCAGCUUCAAUUUUCAUUUUCCAUUUGCUUCAUUUUCGUUGCCAUUAUUAGGGUUCGGUCUCUGGUAACCAUAACAAUGCCGGAGAUCGAACACGCGCCGGAAGUUACCGCCCUUUUUGGAAAAUACGAAUUGGGAAGAGUCGUGGGUUGCGGCGCGUUCGCCAAAGUUCACUACGCGCGCAAUAUUCAAACGGGACAUGGCGUAGCCGUCAAGAUAAUCAACAAGAAGAAACUCUCCGGUACCGGUCUCACCGGAAACGUGAAACGCGAAAUCACCAUCAUGAGUCGUCUUCAUCACCCUCACAUUGUUCGUCUCCACGAAGUUUUAGCGACGAAAACGAAAAUCUACUUCAUCAUGGAUUUCGUUCGCGGUGGCGAGCUUUUCGCGAAGAUCUCAAAGGGGAGAUUCAGUGAGGAUCUCAGCCGUCGGUAUUUUCAUCAGUUAAUCUCCGCCGUUGGAUAUUGUCACUCGCGUGGAGUUUUUCAUCGUGAUCUUAAACCGGAGAAUCUAUUAUUAGACGAGAAUGGGAAAUUAAAGGUUUCGGAUUUCGGGUUAAGUGCGGUUACGGAUCAGAUCCGACCCGAUGGGUUGCUUCAUACGCUUUGUGGGACCCCUGCUUACGUGGCACCGGAGAUUCUCGCUAAGCGAGGAUACGAUGGAGCUAAGGUUGAUGUUUGGUCGUGUGGGGUUGUUUUGUUUGUUCUUGCUGCUGGGUAUCUUCCGUUUAACGAUCAGAAUUUAAUGGUUAUGUAUCGGAAAAUCUAUAAAGGUGAAUUCCGGUGUCCGCGGUGGAUGUCGCCGGAUCUGCGGCGGUUUUUGUCGAAGUUGCUUGAUACGAACCCGGAAACCCGGAUCACCGUGGAGGAAAUGACCCGGGAUCCGUGGUUUAGAAAAGGGUAUAAGGAGAUAAGGUUUCAUGAGGAAGAUUAUGGGUCUGAUCACGGGCAUGGAGUUGGAAUCGGGUGUAAGGGUGAUGGGUCGGAGGUGAUGAAUUUGAACGCUUUUGAUAUCAUAUCGCUUUCUUCGGGUUUGGAUUUAUCCGGGUUGUUUGGGGAGUUUGAUGGGGCGGAGAGGUUUGUUUUAAGGGAGUCGCCGGAGAGGAUAAUUGAGGUGGUGGAGGAAGUUGGAGCGGCGGAGGGAAUGGGGGUGAGGUGGAAGAAGGAAUGUGGGGUUGAGUUGGAAGGGUUGAAUGGUAAUUUCGGAAUUGAGAUUGAGGUUUACCGGUUGACGGCGGAGGUGGCGAUGGUUGAGGUGAGGAGGAGAGGAAGUGAUGCGGCGGCGUUUAAUGAAUUGUGGGAUGUUAAGCUUAAGCCUCAGUUGGUAUCAGGUGGUGCAACGACGUCGUAUCAGCAUGAAUGUGAACCUGAAUCACAACCUGAAUCACAAACUGAAUCACCGAUUGCCAGUGACUGACAUUAUAUUGUAUUUUUUGAUUUGAUUAAUGUUUUGGUUGUGUACAUUAUUAAAUAUCACAUAUAAAUAUUUAAGGUUUUUGUUUUUUUGUUUUGGUCCAUAAUGAAGGUGUAUCAGUAUAGUUAAGCUGUGUAUAUUUUUAACAUGGAUUUGUUAUUUCUAUCA
Molecule: messenger RNA, 1761 nt
Organism: Vicia villosa (hairy vetch)
Lineage: Eukaryota; Viridiplantae; Streptophyta; Magnoliopsida; Fabales; Fabaceae
Product: CBL-interacting serine/threonine-protein kinase 11-like
Exons: 1
Coding region: 259-1596 (445 amino acids)
Biological process (GO): protein phosphorylation; signal transduction
Molecular function (GO): protein kinase activity; ATP binding
Source: RefSeq, a predicted model, not a curated record